UAUAGCCGCUACCUGCGUUGAGAUAUGUUGUUUUCGAUGGCGUUCGUACGAAAACCGAAGUAACGCGAGUCGACCCAUUUUCACGGACGUUAGUGGAAGUUCAUGUAACGAUGUAAAGAACAACAAAGUGUGAAUCCAAGAAACGCGAUAUUUUGGUUCGAAGAAUAAAUAAAGUGCUACAGGCUGUGUGCUAAGUGUGAUUUCGAGAUGGAUGGCUUCUUCGUACUCGACUGUCUUCCAUACUAGUUGCUACAAGAUCGUGUUGUGCGGGUAUCUCGAUUUUUAAAUGGAUCGUCGAAAUUCAGUGAUUUACAGUAGUUUCGAAAUCAGAUUGGAAGGAUACCAAUUCUUAUCUGUUAUCGUCAACGUGAAAGUGUUUACAACGUCUUCGUAGGCAGUGUUGCGUUACUUUGGAAAUCAUGCAUGCGGUGAAGCACAAGGGAGAAAUGGACGUUUCUCGCGCGUACUCUUUGUUUACCACCGAUGGGAAAAUCAACGAGAACCUGUCGCCGUGUUGUGAUAAGAAUAAAGGUUAGGUAUUAAACGUUUCUUGCUAAAAGUCUCCGGAAAGUGAAAGAAACUGUCGAAGAGUGCAGCUGAAACGUAUUCGGGGAAAAAACAAGGGUAGAGACGAUACCUAGUGGGGAAACGAAAGAUUAAAGCAUGCCGCGCAACGUAUGAGGAACAGACAAAAGCAUAUGGUUCCGUGCUUUGUUGGACAAAAGAGGCGACGAGAGUCGGAACGGCGGGAAAGUACAGUGCAAAUGGGUAACGAAAGACAGAGGAAACCAGAAGCAGACAACGACAGAGGAGGGGACAUGUCUGUAAAGCGAAAAUAAAGGUUGAAAGAAAGGCGGCAAGUAUACAUAGAGCUCGAGGGAUUUCGGGGGAGAGAGCGGCAUAGGGGAUUACGCAGAGAAAAUAUGAAAAUGAAAGGAAUAAAAAGAACGCGAAAAAGAUAGAAAAGAGAUGUUGGCGAAGAAAAGGUGCACUCGAUCGGAAUAAAUGAAAAGCGAGAUACCUAGUGAAGUGAUACUCGAUAGGAACGGGACAAAGAGAGAAAGACGUGACGCGAAAAGGACAGAGAUACGCCAGAGUGGAUGCUGGUGGAAACGAGUGCAGAGGAGAGGGGAGAUUACGAGCGAAACGUGGAAAACUGGAGUUUAGGAUAAGCGUGAUAGCGAGCGAAGUUGUGAAAGCAAAAGGGAAGGUGCUUUACCCUGGAGUCCGAUGUUCAGAGUCGUACGAUGGCCGGGGCUCUAUCCGAGAAUGCCCCGAGACCUGUCAGUGUCGUCACAGUGGGCUGUGCGACCGUCGAUAAUGCUAGGAACAAUCACCUCAACAGACCGCAGGAGUCUCGAGACAAUGCGCGGUCUUUCACUUCGACGGAGGCGCAGACGGAACUGGCGCUCCACAGCGGGCCAGAGGCACUGGAGGACUUGGACAGCGCUCGAUGUGCCCGUAGAAGAGAAAGACGGAUGCGCAGGGAACACCGACGUGCCUUGAGAUCCUGUUCGUUGCCACCGUCGUAUCCUGGUACAUCACCGGGUUGUCAGCCUUCUACCGCACCGGGAGUACCAUUAGUAACACCUCCAAGAGGAUUUCUGCAUCCUCCGCCACCUCAUUUGGGUCUUAGAGGCCUUAGUCUUGGUCUACCCUUCCCAGUCUCGACCAGCGUCUCAGCUUUCGGCAGGGACGCUGUACCGAAGCAAUGUUGCGGCCUCGGUUCCCCUCCUGUACGUUGGUCCAUAUUGGGUGUUGGAGUAGUGGGUCUCGUCUGCGCGGGUGCUGGCGCUCUGCUGGGGGCCCUCAGGGCUUCAGGUCGGGAUCACAUAGCUGUAGCACUUCUCAUGAUCGGUAUAGGAGUGGUUCUGGUAACUGUGAGCGCUGUAGCGUGGCGAGUGACCAGUCGAGAAAAUUGCAGUAGUUUCUUUGGUUUUACGGGGAUCUCGGGUAGAAUCCCACCAGCGAGGCCAAUUCAUCCGUAUGCUGCCAUGAUUUAUCCGGAAUUUCAGUUUAGAACUCCACCGCCGAGUUAUCAGGCGAGUAUGCAAGAGUACAGGCUUCGACUAUUACUUCUGGAUCGCUUGCAGCCAACGUCCUCGCCUCCGCCGACCUACAGGUCCAACGCUGGUAGUAUCGUGACACCUGGCACAACUAGAGAAAGCAGACCGCCGAGUUAUUGCGCCAGAUCUAAUGUUGCUUCGAACACGAAUGUCGCACCUUCCAAGAAGGACGCGAACUUGGUCAGGAUUGUUCAGACUGAAUCGGAGCCCGUGAUUUUAAGCGGGGAUCAAACACCCCCGAUCACUGCCGUCGAGGUACUCGCGCAUCUCUGAUUAUUAUUUUGUAUCCUUCGCAUCGCUGUCGCAGAAAUAGGCUGUUGCCUAAUCAAGAUUCUCCUUCGCGUAUUUUAUGAUAGGAAUUAUCUACCGUGCAAUAUAAUUGUAUCAUUUGGGUUCGUUUUGCGCUUCCUUGGUACGCUAUUACCGAAUAUUAACUUCAAAUCGUCUGUUCGAGAUAAUUGAUCAAACGAAGGACUCAAAGAAUGUGAACUUUUUGAUUUUUUGUUUAGUAUUACAACUUAAACAACCAAAGAAUAUCGUCUUUAAGUAUUUUACUUGGUCAUUUGUUUCGGACAUACAAGUCAGAAAAUAUUUACUUGACGUUAUCGACUGGCCAACGUUAACACGUUUAAUGUCAAGUGAGUUUCGUAUUUAUUAUUCGUUAUUAUGUACAAAAUGGAAGCAAUCGGUGUUUUAACGGUGUUCUGAUUACUUUACAGUAUUUCUGUUGCCAUGAAUCUCAUUAAGAAAUUAACAAGUAUUACAGUUUAUUUAUGAUAAGCGUAUUAAGGAAGCGUUGUAGGUUCAAUGCGUUGUCAGCGGUGAUCGACGAAGUUUAAAUGGAAAAUCUGCUGCUGAUCACUGGUGAUCAACAUGGAAUUCAAUGUAUUAACCCUUUGAGCUCGACAACAUUUUUUCUAGAGUGAACUAGUAACUCCAACUUCAAACUGCUGACCUAAAAAUACAGUAGAACCUCGUUUAUCAGCACCUCGUGUAUACAAACAAAGUCAUGCUCAGUCUCGGAUAUACGAACUUUUAGCUGAGCUCAAUACCUUUUAAGUCUCCCGUAGCUUCUAUUAUCUAAACUAUGGUGGAGGGUUCAUGGAAGGGAUAGUUAGUGGACCUCUACUAUCUGAACUACUCGGUUAUCGGAUCUGUCUUGACCCCAGACCAGUCAGAUAAAUAAGGUUAUACUGUAUUUCACAUCCAGAUUAAUGAGAAGAACAACGAAAUCCAAUAUAAACAAAAUUGUUCGCCUUUCAGUCGCCACUCGAGGUACCGCGUGAUACCCAAUGGUGACCGACGGUUGCCUCUCGAACGCAAAGGGUUAAUCGAGUUACCUUCUCUAAAAAAAUAGAUUUAAGUAUUUAACGAAAAGGUGAGUCGUUUCGAUCGUUAUUGUACAAGUGCUUCUGCACUUCGUGGCUGACGCUAGAGUCGUGCCAUUUGCAGCCUUUGGCUGCCAUUUGUGGUAAAGCGAAUUAAGCAUCCCACGUAACCGUGACAAUUACGGUCUUGGGUAAAAUUAGUGGAUUCGUAACCGUAGAACUGACAGAUGUAUAAUAUGAGCCCAUACUUAGAAAAGUUGUUUCUUUUCUACGGCGUUGAAGAUUUAAGAUCUUCCAAUCUUUUAACCAAGUAUUGACUGAUUUUGUUUGAAAAUGUCGUCAAAGCUGCUUGGUUAGCCACGUAUUCUUUUGGGAAUGAGCGGGCGAGCAUCUUGUUCGGUUCGUUUUCAUUCCAGCGCCAAAUCUUGUUCAUAUGCCUUCCCACCAAGGAGUAUCUUAGAAGCAUCUUUUCUGAUUCAGUUGAAACGUCAGCUAUUACCACAUUCUUCACGUAACCCGUGGGGUUGAAAUUUGAGAAUAGUUGUCUAAAGUCGUUUCCUUCGUAAAAGUAAUACACUUCAAGGUUGUUCAGUUCAUCAAAAUGCAUCUGCUUCUCAAUUAACGGAACUUUAUUUUCCGGGUUGAACUAGGGUCGCAAGAAAUACAUUGAGUCAUCGCCGUUUUCUGAGUAAUCAUGAAAAAUUGGACGAGAAAAUCGUGUGAGUGACAGUUGAGCUACUAUUUCUUCUUUGUGCAAUAGCGCAACUCCUUCAAUUGGGGCCUGAGCGACUACGUUAUGGCCCGGGAUAAAUGCUACAGGAUAAGUCAUUAGAAUUGGAUUAGCGGCGAUCGCAUCAUUCGCGUAUGAGCACACGUAGGCCUGGGCUGGAAACCACAUUUUCCUCACUAUUCUUCCAAAUAGUGUAAUUGAAAAGUAUCUCCACCGAUGCUUCAAUCUUUGAUUUUUUUCUACCCAAUCCUUUAACCAUUUUCGCUUUGUGAUAAUAGAGAAGUGAAUAGAAACCAGCGCUAGAAAAAAGAAACAGAAGUACGAGAUUUUAAAACGUUUAAUCGUAAGAAAAUAUUUUCACAACUGGUGAUAAAGUAAGAUAAUACCCAAGAUCGAAAGGAUCUCCAAAUAUCGUAUUUCAUGAUGUUGAUAUUUUUUGGGAUCACAUGGAAGUUUGAUCGUACAGAGUGUUCAGUGUUGCAGGUAUAAACUUAACUGAUUAACAGAAUUGGUAAACAGAAACGGAAAAGUCUUAUUAUACAUACAUACAUACAUAUAUUUAAAAUAAAACGUACAGUUAAUCGUAACAGUUUACAUAUACUCUGUAAAGUGCAAUAUUAUAGACAAUAGAAGUUUCGAUAAUCCUAUUAGUAUUAAAUUGUUUGCUAGUUAAAGUUAGAAAUAUUUUCAAGAGGAAUGAUACUUACUAAAUUCGUUUAUAUAAAAAUGUCUACAAUUACGAAAUACCAUUUUAAAUUAAUGAACUAAGAAUAAUCACUGCAAGUAUAAGAGGCAGUGAGAAAUAUGGAUUCGUGAUUGGCCGAAGAUAAUACGACUAGUGGAGUGAAUCUAAGUACUAUCGUAAAUUUAUUUAUUUAUUUAUUUAUUUGUUUAUUUAAGAGACGGAAUUUGUUGACGAACAGAAAGUUUAAUGCGUAAUGUCAGAAAGCACACAAAGAUCAGAAAGAAGAAUGCAAUUGGUCGUUGUGUAUUUGUAAGUAAAAAAUAGAUGUAAAUGUAUUGUACAAAAGACACAAAAAUUUGCGUAGCAGUGAUUGGAUAGAGUAUCAUCCAAUAAUAUGAAGUCAUACGAUUUCUUCAAUGAACUAAGUUCCAAUAGUGCGCGACCGUUUAUUAUAAGUAUCAGAUACUUGUCUCCAUUACCUUGCGUUCUAAAUGAUAUCUAAUUUCUUAUUGCCUAUCAUGUACUUUAGUAUAUACUCGCUAGACCAAUUCCCUUUGACGAUGAGCAAUUCCACUAGCCGGUUGUAUGUAGCAAGAAGACCCUGCUCUUUCGAGGUGCAACCUCCAUCAAGUUUUUUUGUGCAAUAUGGUCUUGCCAGUGCUUGUCGUGCACUACACAAGAAAUAACUAAGAGGGGGCUCUCCCUGAAUGUGGCCGAAAUUUUUCUUAUUCGUUUAAUUAAUCUAUUACGCGAAGAGCAUGUGAAUUUGGUCCCCGUUAUCUUCCACUGUUCGUGAUAUAUCUAACCCGACUUAGGUGUCAUAGAAAAAUGGUUUCCUGGUUGCUCAACUCGGUAAUCGAAUACUUUUCGUUAACCCUUUGGGCCGUUAGGAUUUAACUCGUGAUUCGUACUGUAGCCAUGUUCAUCAUCAGUGUUGGAGCAGUCAUAAAAUUUCGGCUAAGUUUCGUCGUCUGUGAUAGUCAACGACCCUUGUUUGAACAAUUUGACGUUUGUUCGGUGAUGAACAGUUGGUUUUCCACAUUCGUUUAUUUUAAUCGAGUGACUAAAGGUCUCUUCUAAAGGUCUGACAUAAUUUCGAAUUAGGACUAAAUUACCCUUGGAAUAACUUUAUUCUCGUGUUGGAGUUUUAAGUCCUCUACUCUUUGUCUAAGAUUCAAGUGUUCGUCCUGUUCGUCAAGAAUACUGUUGGGUUCGUAACCUACUUGUAAUUCGAAUGGGAUAUAUCCCUUGGACCGGUUAAUGGUGCAAUUAUAAUUAAACAUUGCCUUAGGAUAACGUGGGACCUUUCGUUCUUUCGAAAAAUUUUAUAUCUAUAUUUUAUUCCUCCUUUGCUUCAUCCCUGAUUACCGCGACAACCAACUCGUUGAGCCAUUCACAGGUCUCGUUAUUAUCGCGUAUAUUAUCUCGUAUAUGUCUGCUGGUUCUGAUAGUUUCUCUAUUGGCUGAUUAAGGUCUUCUAGUUGUUAGACGGUGACGAACUUGAUCGAUGUGUCUGGUUGGGUGUAAUAUUCUGCUAAGGCCGCUGAAAAGAGUUCCUGGUAUACCAUGAAAAAUGGUAGCCAUGUCAUGAUCUCGUGUGAUGAAUCUCGUAACAGACACCUUUUGUUUAUCAGAACAUCGAAGGUUGGUUGCAUGGCCUCGCGACAUAUUAGGUAGUUCCUUUCUGCUCGAUACUGUGAGAUAAUCCGCUCUUAGAAAUUCGGGGAGAUCAAACUCAGCAGGGUGUUCUUUAUGGAGUUUAAGGAUAGAGGAAGGAGCUAGUACUCUACCUUUAGUAGACAAAAAGAGAGUCCCAUAACGAUAAGUCACUACAGAGUGAUCCAACUGAUUGUAAUACUCCUCGUUGCUUUUGGGGAGUUGGAACUGUUUCAGAUCAUCUAAAGAGAUCUUAACUCCACCCUUUAGUCGAUUUACUAAAUCAGACAUGUUUAACUCGUAAUCCAAUAGACGUUGAAUCUGUGAUUUGUAGAAAAUUUUAUGUGAUUUUUCUGUAAUGAUAGAAAUUUCGCUACCUGUGUCGAUGAGGAAUGUUGUAGGGCUGUAUUCCUGGCAGUUCUAGUGGAACAAACCGGGACUGGUUCACACGGUGCUGAUCUGUUGCU
Molecule: messenger RNA, 6932 nt
Organism: Hylaeus volcanicus
Lineage: Eukaryota; Metazoa; Arthropoda; Insecta; Hymenoptera; Colletidae
Exons: 6
Coding region: 1248-2339 (363 amino acids)
Source: RefSeq, a predicted model, not a curated record